CAUGUCGCCCGCGACCGUUUCUCCUCGCUGUUGCGCGACCGUUCCACUCUUCACUGCGCGUCAUUAUUUCGCCGCCGCCGACGCUCAGACGCGCUCUCAUUGCUGCCGACGCCACAGCGGUGGGGGAUUGUGCGUGCGCGUGUGCGACUCGGCUAUAGCCUAUUAUAGUGCAGUGCACCGCACUACUCGAAAAACGGGCUGCUGUUGAAAAAAAAAUAACAUUUUAUUAUCAUCUAUCGUUCGACGGUCGCUGUCGUCGUCCGGUGGCAACGAAUUUUUAUCACGAGACCGCUGUUGCUCGACCGUGUUUUCGCGUCGUUGGAAAGCCGCAGUCUCGCGGACACCCGAUUUCCCGGCCGUCAGCUAAACCGGAGGUGAGUGCUUCUCAUGAACAAGCUCAAAAAUGAGUGAGGCAUCGGCACAACAACAGCCUGCCACAGACGUACAGCAGAUGCAACAAGCACAGCAACAACAGCAGCAGCAGCAACAGCAACAGCAACAAAAUCAACAACAGCAGGCCCAACAAAAUCAACAAAACCAACAAACACAACAAAUGCAACAGCCACAACAAAUACAAGUUAUGAUUCAACAGCCUCAGGGACAAGUUGACAUGCAGCAGCAACAGUCACAACAACAGCAACAACCUCAACAAGUUGCUGUCGCCUCUGGUCAGCAAACUAUUACUAUGCAGAUGUCGUCAGAUGGAUCCAAUGGAGGCACUGUACAACUCCCUCAUUCAUCAGCUCCAAUGACAACUAUUGAGACAUCAGGUCAAAUGCAAAUUUCUACUAUCCAACCACAGCAACAGCAACAGGGUCAAGUGCAAAUGACUAAUAUACAAGCUCAACAACCAGGGCAAGUUCAACAGCAACAUACUAUGCAGGCACAGACACCUAACCAACAGCAACAACAACAAACUCAAAUUCAACAAAUCAAUGACUGGAGUCAUGGACGUGUUCAGUUAAUUCAACAAGCUGGCCCUCAGUUUGUACAAUACAAUGCUCAAGGACAAUUAAUUAUGCCUGGAACAAUGUUACAACAUCCUACCUCUGGUGCUAUACAAGUGAUUGCAGCUCCUAAUAAACAAUUUCAGUCACAACAGAUGCUCACCACAGCUCAUGCACAUAAACAGGUAAUAUCGCAAGGACAGGCUACGUCAUUUCCGACUGGAUAUGCUGCUAUUCCAACCACUACUAACCAGACUCUUGUCAUCGGCCAGUUAGGGGUGAUAAGUAGUCAACCAAAUAUGAAACAAAAUGAAAUGCAACAAACAUACACGAGUUGUGCCACUGGAAGAACUGUACAACAAAAUGCUCAAACAAUGCAAUUUUCACCCUGGCAAUUUAAUGCAUCACUUCCUCAAGGACUCACUUGGGCUACACCACAACCUCAAGCACUUUUAACACAAAAUCAUCCAAUUUUCAUAAGAGGUGCACCUCAGCAAGAUGGUCAACAACAACAAGUACAAACUCCUAUGUUUAUACAAAGCCCUCCCCCUCAGCACCUCCAACAACACCAUGGUCAAACUAUGGUACAAACCAGUGGUGGUGUUAUGCAAAAUAUUGGACAAAUGGUUAGUGGUACUACAACUACUACUAUUAAAUCACAACGAGCAGAUAUACAACCCAAAGUUGUUACAACACCUAAUGGCAUGGGUAAUAACAGACAACUUUCUAUACUACCGUCGGGGCAUACAAUUCGGCCAAAUGCUACAAUUUCUACUCAAACCACUACUGGUAUUCAGCAUUUAAACCAGAUGCAAAAAGCUCAACUCAAAGUUAGACCUAAGACUGGUGUGCGACAAGGUUUUAAUAUUGCACCUCAUAAAUCAGAUGCUGCUAAUCAAACUAAUCAAACCAAACCUCUUCAAUCUCCUCAACAAAAUAUGAACACCAACAAAAUGAUUUUGACAAGUUCUGGACAACUUGUGCCACAAAUUCAACAACAACAACAACAGCAGCAAACUGUUCAAGUACAACAUUUGCAACAGCAACAACAAGCUCAACAACAAAUUAAAUUAGUUAGUAUGCAAUCACCAAAUCAUCAAAUUGUAAGUAUGCAAUCGCCUCAAGUUGCAUAUCAACAACAGCAAAUUAUCAAACCCUCCACAAAUGUAAUGAGUAUGUCCAUGAAUUCUCCACAAAAGAUACAUAUACAUCAGCUGCAACAAGGCCAAGCUAUUGUUAGUAGCCAGCCUCAACAGCAAAUCACUAUUCUUGAUCGUCCUGUCAUACCAGUUGUUUCAUGUGCGCCUCAGGCGUCAACACAAUCUCAGCUUCUAAUUUCUCCCCAAAUUCAAACAUCAACUUCAUCAAUGCUCCCAUCAACUAAACCUGACGAAUCUCCAAAGCCAUCCCCAGCUGUUCAAACAAAUGACACAUCAGCUGUUGUGGUCUCAAUAGCAGAAAAUACUACUGAAACAACAGCAUCAGUUUCGUUACCUGUUACUUCAAAUGAAGACAAUUCUAGAGAUAAAGGAUUGCCUAAAGCUUUAGUAAAACCUCAAGUCUUGACCCAUGUUAUUGAAGGCUUUGUGAUACAAGAAGCUGAUCAACCAUUCCCAGUAAACAGAUCUUGCACUAUAGCAGAUAUUUCCAAUAGUACACAGGAUAAGGAAAGCAUAAAAUUGGAUGAAGAACCACCAAAUAAAAAAAGUAAAACAGACAAUAACAAUCAAGACAAAAUCAAGUGUGACUCUUGUGGUAAAUGUCAAGAACUGCAAAAAUUCAAAAUUAAAAAGAAAUCUAAACGUUUUUGUUCACAAGAAUGCUCAAAGGUAUUUGAAAAUAGUUCAAAAACUGGACAAAAUGACAAGAAAAAUGGGAAAAAUUGGGAAUGUGAAAGCAAUGGUUCAGCUGGUGAUUCUAGUAACACUGCCUCAUCACUUGAUUUACCUAGUCGAAUGCAAAUUGAUAUUGACACUAAAACAGAUGUGGUCCCAGAAUUAUGUCCUAUUAAUCCAUUGACUUGGACUGUAAAAGAUGUACGGAAGUUUAUUGGUCAACUAACAGACAGUGAAGAAAUAGCAGCAGAUUUUGAAAGCCAUGAAAUUGAUGGUCAGGCUCUGAUGUUGCUCAAAGAAGAUCAUUUAAUAAGAGAUAUGUCUAUGAAACUUGGACCAGCAUUAAAAAUAUUUGCAAAACUGGAUGCCAUGCGUACUGAAAAUCCAGAACUUCAACCCCCUGCAACUUCACAAUAAAAUUCUUUAUGCUCUCAUACUCAAUUAUACUUCUUACAGUAUACAUUUUUAUAUGGUUGAUUUUAAUAUUUUCAAAUGUUAUUAUCUGUUUGACAUGUAUUUACAAAUCAAUGGUACUUAUUGACAUUAAGACUUAUUAUAACCAUGUCAUUAGAGUACUCAAUUUUGUAUGUGGUUUUGUGUAGGUUUUCGUUUAAAAAAAAUUGUAAUUUUCAGUCUUAUCCCUGUUUUUCCAAUAUGUUUCCUGUUUAUAAACUCCUUUUUUCUUAAAAUUUUGUAAAUUAAAUUGAAUUAAAUAAGCUAUUUUUUUUACCUUAAGAUUUUAUAAUUUGUGACUGUUUAUUUAUUUAUGUUAAUUUAAAUUAUUUUUUAAAGCAAUUACUAAAAAAAAAUUAUGUACUUUAAAUUAUUUUUAAUAUUAUUUAUUAAAUAAUAAUGAUUUUGAUCCCCAAUAUAAAUUCAUUAUUGCUUGCAUAGUUGAAUUUGGAUUGUUUCCUUUGUGUUUUUGUGUUAGGAAUGGUUUUUAUUAUCAUAUAAAUACGUAGGUAAUGUAUCUUUUUUCUUAAGAAUACAUACAUACUUAACUAAUUUAUGUUUUUUGUAUAAGUUAUUUUCAUCAGUAAACUAGUACAACUUUUGUACUCUUAGUUUUAUAUCUAUAUAUUUAUAGAACCUCUAGAAAUUAGUGUGUAUCAUGAUUUUUUUUUAUGAAUUAUGUAUUAAUUGCUUAAUGCUAUCAGUGUUCAUAACUACUUUUAGUUUUAGAAUUUAUAGUAUCUAUAUAAUAUAAUUUAUAAUUGUAUUGUUUGAUACACUCAAUAGAUAAAUUAUUGUAAGAUUUUGUUAAGUUCCGUUUGGUUUGAAAACCUUAAUGUCGUAUAUUAAUUAUAUUUUUAAAAAAAUGUUUGUAAGACUUGUUUUAUUUUCUUUAAAAUAUUUUUUUUAAUCAUUUAACUAUGCAAUUUUAGCCUAUGAUUACUAUACGACAUUAAUACAAAUUUUAGGGAUAAAAUAGAGAUUAUUGUUAUUUUUUAAUAGUUCAGGUCUAACUUUUAGUUGUUGUGUUCAUUUACUUUAAUGUUAAGUUAAUUAUCUGAAAUAUUUUUUAUAAUACAUGUAUAAUUAAAUUGA
Aphis gossypii (cotton aphid) is the source of this 4330-nucleotide messenger RNA. RefSeq lists its product as uncharacterized. Gene Ontology annotation, cellular component: PRC1 complex; nucleus. The record is from RefSeq and is a predicted model, not a curated record. The coding region runs from base 404 to 3199 and encodes 931 amino acids. NCBI's taxonomy places the organism in Eukaryota, Metazoa, Arthropoda, Insecta, Hemiptera, Aphididae. Gene Ontology annotation, molecular function: zinc ion binding; protein binding. The transcript is spliced from 9 exons.